UAGCCCAUUAAAUCCGGCAGACUGCAGGCUGACAGCACAACAGGAAGAAGAGUAGCCACACCGUACAGCACAACAGAGGAGAGUCUCACUGUAGCCCAAGGAGUUAUACCUGGACGCUCAACAAAACAGGGUGGUCCAUUUCAGUGUGUGCAGAACUCACUGAAAAUGGCUUCAGUCCUGCAGAAACUGAUCACACCGCUGUUCAGUGGUCCACCUGAGCCUCCGAGGAAUAAAGUUACAGUGGUGGGUGUGGGCCAGGUUGGCAUGGCCUGCGCUCUCAGCAUCCUACUCAGGGAGCUGGCUGAUGAGCUGGCGCUGGUGGAUGUGGUGGAGGAUAAGCUGAAAGGAGAGAUGAUGGACCUGCAGCAUGGCAGCCUCUUCCUCAAAACCCCCAAAAUAGUUGCAGAUAAAGACUAUUCGGUUACAGCUAACUCCCGCAUCGUCGUGGUGACCGCUGGAGUCCGUCAGCAGGAGGGGGAGAGCAGGCUGAACCUCGUUCAGAGAAACGUCAACAUCUUUAAGCACAUCGUCCCCCAGAUUGUCAGAUACAGCCCUGACUGCGUCAUCAUUGUUGUUUCCAAUCCAGUCGAUAUACUGACUUAUGUGACCUGGAAACUGAGCGGGCUUCCAAAGCACCGUGUCAUCGGCAGCGGCACCAACUUGGACUCGGCACGCUUCCGUUUCCUGAUGGCUGACAAACUGGGAAUCCACCCGAGCAGCUUCAACGGAUGGAUCCUGGGAGAGCAUGGAGACACAAGUGUGCCUGUGUGGAGUGGAACAAACGUGGCUGGAGUCAGCCUGCAGACGUUAAACCCUGAUAUCGGCACUGACAGCGACGACGAGAACUGGAAAGAGACUCACAAGAAGGUGGUGGACAGUGCCUAUGAGGUGAUCAAACUGAAAGGCUACACCAACUGGGCCAUCGGUCUCAGCGUAGCCGACCUGACAGAGAGUCUCAUAAGGAACAUGAACAGGAUUCAUCCCGUCUCCACCAUGGUGGAGGGCAUGUACGGGAUCAGUGACGAGGUCUAUCUGAGUCUGCCCUGCGUGCUGAACAGCGGGGGUGUGGCUAGCGUGAUCAACAUGACCCUGACAGAUGAAGAGGUGGCCCAGCUGCAGGCCAGCGCUAACACACUCUGGGACAUCCAGAAGGACUUGCAGGAUGUCUAACCUGCCCGCAGGGGGAGCUAAUAGCUACACCUUCCUGACUACUCAUGACCUUCAGCAUCACUCCGCGGUCACACCAGAAAGCUUUGCCCCUCUGCACCUUCAGCCUACUGCACUAUGUAGAUUCCCAGAUUUUUGGAGGGGUUUCAUCCAGCCAGAUUUAGCUGUAGGGGUCAGUUUGUGCACUUCUGCUCGCUGGAGACCAAAAGGUGACCCCAAUAAUGAGUGAGAUGCUCUGACUCAUUUGUCCUUUGCUGUGUUGCACUGUGGGACCACGUGUCAUGUUGCUUUGGCAACUAAUAAAAGAAGCAGGGACUAAAGCAAUAAGUGCAGUGUUUCAGUUCUUCAGUGUUGGCUAUUUAUGUAGCGUGAUAGAAAUCUGUGAACAUGGGCUUUCUCUUUUGCUGAAAGUGAAGAGCAGAGUGUUACAUGUGGCCUAUGAUCUAACAACAUGGUUCAAUAAAAUAAAUCCUAAAACCCUG
Molecule: messenger RNA, 1649 nt
Organism: Maylandia zebra (zebra mbuna)
Lineage: Eukaryota; Metazoa; Chordata; Actinopteri; Cichliformes; Cichlidae
Gene: ldhbb
Product: lactate dehydrogenase Bb
Biological process (GO): lactate metabolic process; pyruvate metabolic process
Cellular component (GO): cytoplasm
Molecular function (GO): L-lactate dehydrogenase (NAD+) activity
Source: RefSeq, a predicted model, not a curated record